CAAAAGUUACUUCCGGUACUUUUGGCCAUGUGCUCGUUUCAGUGACAUAAAGCACAAUGACGUCUCUAGCCAAACAGUUGGAAAGACUUGCGGUCCCGCAUACACAGACAAUCUAUGGGGAAGACCAGAGAAAGAAAUCACUCCUGUUUGAUCCAUCAGAAGCUGCUUCUAUAGACAAAGAGACAUUUUAUAAUUUAGGCAUAAAUGGGUUGGAAGAGCUUGAGACUAUAGAUGCGUCCUUUCAAGAAUAUGAAUCCAAUCUAUUUGCUGAGUCGUCAAUGUCGUUUGAGAGAAGUGUACAGAGCAGUGAUGUAAAUGACCGUUUGAAUGAGACCCUGUCUCAGUUCCUGCUACAUUUGUCACCUUAUUGCCUACUCAAACCAGCACAUAAAGCACUGGAAUGGUUGAUAUACAGGUAUCACAUCCACCAAUACAAUGUUGACGAGCUUGUGAUGUGUGUGCUGCCUUACCAUGAGAGUAAAACAUUUGUCCGUGUCAUCCAGUUGUUACCACUAGAUGCCAAAACAGCAUCCAAGUGGGACUGGCUCAAACAGAUACAGAAAUCUGGAGUUCAUUUAGCCAAGAUGACUUUGGUAAACCACUGUCGAACUAACCAUGCCUUCCUGUCUACAGUGUGUGACAUGGUGUACAAAUCUGUCAAGGUCCAUAUCCAGUACAGUGAGAAAUUACCUCACCUACGGACGCUGUUUUCUUUCUUCACCACCACUGUCAUUGGAGUGUUAGACUCUGAGAAGGUCAAGGAGGAGCUGGUCUCCACACUGCUGGCUCAUAUCAGUCACGGUCUGCGCUCCAAGAUCCUUGACUACAAGGCUGCGUCCUACAUGAUUAUGGCACAGCUUCUUUUCAAGGCAAAACUCCAGAAAACCCUGCUGGAAACACUGAUGAAUGGAAUGUGUAAGCAUUUGUCCGCCCAGCUCCUACAGGAAGCUGUCUCCUGUCUCCUCCUGAUGUUCCAGACCCAGGACAUCUCCAAACUCACCAACAGAGCUUUCAAGCAUUUAUGUCGCCAGACUACCUUGGUUGACUGUUUGGCCCAUAUGACUACCAGCUUCAAGGCUGACUCUCUGAUACAGACAUUUCUCCUCAAGCUGAUACCCUGUGCAGUGAGAGAACACUCAAUCCUGACCAGCUCUGGGAACAGUAGCGACUCCGACUCCGGUGGGGGCGUUCCACAAUACCUUAGCCAGUUAUAUACAUUGAUGUCCACAGCCAGUCUUAGUCAGAGUACUACCAAGCUUGCUAUCAGAGAAAUAGUACAGAGCUAUGUGAGGUAUUGGCCUCGUGUGAUUGGAGAAGAGGAGAAGUCUGACUUUAACCGGAGUCUGCGGAGUAUCGUACGUCUACUGGAGGGGAGGUACUACACGGCACUAGAUGAGGCAGUGGAGGAGGUACUUAAGGAGACAAAGAAUGAUGCGGUCAGAGACAUUGUCAAGGCCUUCCUCCACUUGUCUGUGGGUGCCAUUCAGGACGAUGAUGAGGAAAGCUCAGGGAUGUCCCUGCUUCUUCUCAACCACCAAAACUGUGUCAUCAGGAGGGAAACCACUCAACGCUUCAUGAAGAAUAUAAGCAAUAUGGAGGAGAGUGACUUUGUGUCGGACACACUAAUGGCGCGGUUACAAGAUGAUGAUGUAGGAGUGGUGCUUGCCGUUCUAUCACCUAAAGAGAAUAUUUGGAAGUUUGUGAAAGACCAAACCAAGCUCUUUGAGGUUUUGUAUAUGCUAAAUACUAAACGUGAACAGGAAAAAUUCAAGAAAACGAGAGGGAAAGGAGAGUGGAAGCAGGUUGAGUUGCUCUCCUUGGAAUUGAUGUGCAAAUGUCCUAAAGACUUUGAGGACAAAGCCAUGGCAACCGGGAUACGGUACUUCUUCACAGUGGGAGGAGACCAGAUAGCGUUAGAGAUGUGUAACUGUCUGAUGAUGUCACCAGUAGGCAAACAAAGCAGUGUAUUACAGAAGUUCGGAGAAAUUACAAAAGAUUAUAUAAAAAGUGUGGACAAACUAGGACCUCACAAUCGAGGAGGGUUUAAUCUUGCAGUGGUCAGAAAUCUUGGAAAAUGCAUGGCAGAUUUGGACAAAGAUGAAGUGCUAGAUCUGAUAGACCUGUGGAGCAGCAACUGGAAGCUGAACAGAACCAAAUGUCUGGUACUACUUCUUGUAGACUAUCUUCUGGAGAACAACAACUGCACGCUGGACCUCUGUGUCCGACAGAUGGACUUCAUUCAGCGAGCUCUUAUGCAGGACAAAGAGGUGGAACAUAGAAAUGUUCAGGAAACUAUUCUUCCCUGCUCUCUGGAGGAUGCAGUUAAUGAAGUUUAUAAAUACCUGAACAACCAAAAAGGCCUUAUAGAGGAGUUUACACUGAUGCUGCUGCACAGAACAAUCGAAUAUAUAGGUCGUUUCAAGUCCUACAUGCCAGAAACCAAUUUUUGGCGUUGUUGUGAUGACAAAUUAGACUCUGACAAGGACAAAUUAACAGUCCUGCUGGUGAAGACGUUUAACUUGCUGCUUAAGUCCACUUCUGUAAGCAAGCACUUCCAUAAGCAGUACCGAGAACUGCUCCUGAAAUACACAAAGGAGAUAUAUCCAGACAUACUUGCCCUGCUGCGGAUAUUGGGACUGAUGUGGACACAGCACUGUAACCCUGACCACUCCGUUCUAAAACUGACUGUCAUCACACAAGCCAGUGCUCUACAGAUAGGCAACGCCCACCUUCUUAAUGUGACUCCUGAACAGAUCAAGGUUAUUACCUCAAACUUCACACCUGUACUGAUGAACUUGAUGGUAGCGAUGACGUCCCCUCACCAGGGACUCCGGGACUCAGCCGUAGGAUGUGUGGUCGCCAUGGGAACUAUGCUGAAGGAAACAGACCAUGAGAUGUUACCACUUGUCAAAAAGUUGAUACGCUGUCAGCCUGAAAUAUUAGCAGAUAGCAAUUAUGUCUCUCAGGUACUUUCAUCGGUUUUCAAAGAUUGUGAUAAAGAAUCAACAAUGGAAACACCUCGUAAAAAGAGAAAAUCAGUUACACGAAAUCUCAAAGCAAAAGCACUAGACAUGAUAGUAGCAAUAAUUGUUGCCAUGGAAACUCCAGCUUUCAUACAGAGGGCAGCACUGGAGCUACUACAGGGUCUAGAAACACAGAAAUUGUUACAAGACUUGUUUCCACUGCUGACCAAACUGAUGGCUGACAUUGAUAGUGAUAAUGCAAAUAACACCAAGUUUGACUGUGUGAGGUUGAUACUACAGCGGUUCUCUCAUGAAACAGCGUCUCUACUGCCCUCUGGUGGACAGGGGCUACAACUCUUCACAAAGGCCCUGCAAACAUCCAGUGGACCAGAUGACAGUUCAACCACUGUGCAGCUAUGUGCACUUGGCCAGAUUGAUAAAAUCCUGUACAAAGCCUUAUCUGAGGAGAGUCAGAGGGCAAUCCUCACUUGUCUCAUAGAUGUGUGGGUUGGUACUGAGAGCCACGUGGUGUCUGGUGCUGUAAGGAAGGUCAUCAAACAGUUACCCCUGGAGUCAGCAGAUGUUGUGGAAGAGCUUCAGUCCUGUUGGAAAGCAACAUCUACCUCGGCCAAUACAGUCAAGGAGACCAAAAGGAGGAAGAGACAACAGGCUGAGACAGAUGAGGAGUUUAACCGUCCAGGUUGGCGUCGUGCCACCAUGAUCCUGGAGGGUAUCCAUGAGAAGAAGAGGCUUGCUAACUGUAAACUCCUGUUGCCUGUCUGCUUCCAACUCCUUACACGUGUGUUGGACUCGGAUCAGCAUAGCUCUGCAGAAUAUAUCAAACAACUCAUUCUGUCACUGGUCAACCACAUAUGUGUAAGGAUCCAAUCGGGUGAGGAAGAGAAAGAAGCAAUCAAGGAAGAGAAAUUCAACAUGGAGCUGAUUGUUCAGACAAUCAGAACAUCAAGUAACCCUCAGACUCACAAUCAGGCCCUAUUGGUUCUAACAACAGCUGCUAGACUAUACCCUGAACACCUACUACACAACGUGAUGUCUGUGUUCACAUUCAUGGGUGCCAACAUCCUGCGACAAGAUGAUGCUUACAGUAUAGAGAUCAUCGGGCGCAUCCUGGAAAAUGUCAUACCAGCGCUUAUAACAGCCUGUGAACAAAGGACCAAGGUGCCCCGAGGCGUGUCCAAUAAGGUGGAGGAUGUAAUCACCAUGGUUAUCCGAGUGUUCGUGGAUGCCUACUCCCACAUCCCUGACCAUCGUCGUCUGAUGCUAUUCACCAAACUCGUUAAGAUUGUGGGUGAUGACCUUUACCUGUGGCGCACACUUCUCUUACUGGUCGCUCACCUGGUUACCAGAGGAACACAGUCCAGUGACGAUACUCCGGCCACUGAGCGUGAGAUACUGUCCAAGGAUAUGGAGUUCUGUUUACAACUCUCUGGUCAGUUCUCUGUCACAACACAACUGGAGUUCGCCACAGCAGCCAUCAAGUAUCUUGGGGAACUUCCAGAUGAUAAAACAGAGGAGAAGCUAGCUCAGCGGGUGGCUCAGCCCCAUUCACUGGGAAAGCUGCGUAAAGAAGACACAGAGAUAUACAACGUGAAGGUUCAUUCUGCCAAACAGUUGCGGCACUUCAAGUACAAAGUCGUAGAGCUACUUAUCUCUCUGUACACCAACCAGGUGUAUAUUGUACAGGUUUCAAAUUGUAAAGAUGCAUCACUACUGAUUAAGUUUAAAGGUCUUCUUCAAACCAUCCUGGAGUUUCUGUCUAAGGUUUCCAAAGCAACAGACACUUACCAAGAAACUAUAACAGCAAGGUUUUGGAGAGCAUUUCAACACAAAGUAUAUGAUCUACUAGAGAAGGUUGUGACUUUGUUACCGGAGGACAUGUUUGUGGAGGUAGUAUCCUCGCUGAUGGACCACAGUCUCCCGAAUGUACAGAGAAAGGCCCUGGAGCUGCUCAAUACCAACCUACAUCAGAAACGGGUGGCCCUAACAAAACAUGAGGUAUCCCUGCUCCUGCCCCUUGUGGACAAGACCCGUGGUAUUAUAGAAAGGACCUGUCUGGUCGCGGGUGGUGUGGAGGAGACCAUUGUCAAUGCUCAGACGGCUCUGUACGGACUUAAACUCUUGUGUCGUCAUUUGGGGGAGAACAACCCACACACCUUCAUCAAGGUUCUGAAGCUUGCAGUGCGCGUGUUCAGUGAGAGGGGAGAUAACCUACAGCUGUCAGCAUGUGCCUUACUUUGUAUUGCUGAGAUUUCCCAAGUUCUCAGAAUCCAUGUCAUCGCCCAUCUCUCGUCCUUCAUGCCUCAAAUCAUCACCUGUUUGGAAAACCACGACACGUUGCUAACAAAUGAGCUGUUCCUGAUGAGUGUGGUUACAACUUUACAAAAGGUUGUGGAAAACCUCUCGAACUUCCUCAGUCCCUACAUCAAGGACAUCAUUCUACAGGUGUGCUGUCUGUCUGCUCUGGACACGGAACUUGAUGUGAUGAAGAAACCACAGACACAACAACGGCUGAAAAAUACCAGGUCAUCGCUGUCAACAGUACUGCCAUUCCGUGUCAUGCUUCCAUCUGUCAGCAAUUGCUUUGAAAAUUUCUCCAAUAACGAUCUGAUGUGUGUGAAGCCCCUUAUGUCCCUGUUGGAGGACCAUAUAGCCAAUAUGAGCCGUGAUGACCUCACUAGUAACCUGCCACAGCUCCAGGCUUUCUUCCUUGUGUGUUUGGACUUCCGAGCCAAACAUCCAGAUGUGGAAGAGAGUGACAUGACCUUGAUAGAGGGCAGCAUUAUGCAGACCAUCAUCUCCAUGGUGAUGAAGCUGUCAGAGUCCACAUUCAGACCAUUUUUGCUCAAGCUUUAUGACUGGGGGACCAGGGAAUCUGACAUCAAGGCAAGAGUAACAGUAUUUUACAGACUAGCUCAGAGUCUAGCAGAGAAACUAAAGAGUCUGUUUACCCUGUUUGCUGGACACUUUGUACAACAUGCUGCUGACCUCCUGGACCUAAAUAACUCAUCCAAAACAGGUAAGGGUUACUUUGGGAAGGGAAAGCAGUAUCGUCGAAUGUCUCAUCAGCUGCUGGUCCAUGUGAUUGACUGUCUCCAGAAGUGUUUCCUGUAUGACACAGAGGGUUUCCUCAACAAGGAGCGCUUUGACUGCCUUAUGCAACCACUAGUAGACCAGUUGGACAAUAUUGGCCGGAGUGAGAAUCUGUACAGAAAGCGUGUGGAUCAUCACCUAGUACCCUGUCUAGUACAGAUGGCUGUAGCCAUACAGGACGACUCCCUGUGGAAAACCUUGAACUACCAGAUCCUUCUGAAGACCAGACAUGAGGAGCCAAAGGUACGGUUAGGAGCUCUGAACGCUGUUGAUGAACUACACAAGAAGUUAGGAGAGGACUACCUGGGCCUACUGCCAGAGACUAUACCAUUCCUGGCUGAGUUGAUGGAAGAUGAAUGUGAAGAGGUGGAGAAAGAAUGCCAGGCUGUAAUUGGAGAGAUGGAGAAAACCCUUGGUGAACCUCUUCAGAAAUAUUUCUAGAUGUGUGCUAGUCCAUCAUUUUGGAGAUGGAGAAAACCCUUGGUGGACCUCUUCAUAAAUACUUCUAGACGAUGCUAGUUUAUCAUUGGGGAGAUGGAGAAAACCCUUGGUGAACCUCUUCAGAAAUAUUUCUAGAUGUGUACUAGUCCAUCAUUUUGGAGAUGGAGAAAACCCUUGGUGGACCUCUUCAUAAAUACUUCUAGACCAUGCUAGUUCAUCAUUGGGGAGAUGGAGAAAACCCUUGGUGAACCUCUUCAGAAAUACUUCUAGAUGGUGCUAAUUUGUCAUUUUGGAGAUGGAGAAAACCCUUGGUGGACCUCUUUAGAAAUAUUUCUAGAUGGUGCUUGUCCAUCAUUUGGGAGAUGGGGAAAAACCUGGUGGACCUCUUCAGAAAUAUUUCUAGAUGGUGCUUGUACAUGUCCAUCAUUUGGGAGAUGGGGAAAACCCUUGGUGAACCUCUUCAGAAAUUCUUCUAGAUACAUCUAGCUUCUUUUUCCUUCCAAUGCUGAUGAAGGUGUGCCAGUUAGUCAUUUGAAAGAUGACAAGAACAUUGGAAAAUCUCUUUUGGAACACUUAUUGAUAUCUCAUCAGUGUUAAAUUGGCUGAACUAAGCUGAAUUUGCUGAAGGACAUAUAAAGCUGGAGAAAAAAAGGAGAAAACUAUAAAAGUAAUAUUUUAUAAUCUAAGUAUUUAUAUACAGAAUACCACUGAUUAUGAUGUCCGGUAAAUAAUGUUUUAUGCAUGUAUCAUGAAAUAUUGCAAACGCAUGAUAUAGAUUCCUGAUAAAACUUUGUAUUAGGAAUUCUGGACUGUUUCUGUUAGAAAAAUAUUUGAUUGUGCAUUCAAUUAAAAAAAU
Messenger RNA from Mizuhopecten yessoensis (Yesso scallop), 7371 nucleotides. RefSeq names its product HEAT repeat-containing protein 1-like. Lineage: Eukaryota; Metazoa; Mollusca; Bivalvia; Pectinida; Pectinidae. The transcript is spliced from 44 exons. The coding region runs from base 57 to 6515 and encodes 2152 amino acids. The record is from RefSeq and is a predicted model, not a curated record. Gene Ontology annotation, biological process: maturation of SSU-rRNA from tricistronic rRNA transcript (SSU-rRNA, 5.8S rRNA, LSU-rRNA); positive regulation of transcription by RNA polymerase I. Gene Ontology annotation, cellular component: small-subunit processome; t-UTP complex; 90S preribosome. Gene Ontology annotation, molecular function: snoRNA binding.